GUGACCUCCAAAUUGCAACUGCUUCACGACCGGUGAUUUAUUCGACAACCAGAGGGACCGAGGGCUUGAUCCACAACCGGCACAAUGGCGAUCAAGCACAACCAGACGAUUCCCAACACCCACUUCCGCAAGCAGUGGCAGCGGCGUGUGCGGUGCCACUUCGACCAGCCCGGCAAGAAGGUCACCCGCCGUUUGGCGCGCCGUUCAAAGGCCGCCGCGGUCGCUCCCCGCCCGGUCGACAAGCUCCGCCCGGUCGUCCGAUGCCCCACCAUCAAGUACAACCGCCGGACACGCCUCGGCCGUGGCUUCACGCUGGCUGAGAUCAAGGCUGCCGGCAUCCCCAAGCACUAUGCCCGCACCAUCGGUAUCUCGGUCGAUGCGCGCCGCCAGAACCUCUCCGAGGAGGGCCUUGCCGCCAACGUUGAGCGCCUGAAGGAGUACAAGGACCGCCUCAUCGUCUUCCCCCGCAAGUCCAACAAGCCCAAGAAGGCCGAUACCCCCAAGGACCAGCAGACCGCCGAGACCACACAGCACAUCCGCGCCUCGUUCGGCGUCGAGCAGCCCAUCGCCGCCGGCCUCAGCGAGAUCUCCAAGAGCGACCUGCCCAAGAACGUCGAGGGCGGUGCCUACAGGGCCCUCCGCAACGCGAGGUCGACCGCCCGCUACGUCGGUGUCCGGGAGAAGCGCGCGAAGGACAAGGCCGAGGCCGAGAACGCCAAGAAAUAGAGGGUUUUCGGACGGGUCGGUGGCGACGGAUAGGACGGUUCCCGGUGUUCGUUUGGCUGGUCUGGUCUGGUCUCGCUUUCUGCUUUUCCUGAUAGUCCCGGGCGAGGAACGUGGAUUCCUUCUGCUAUGGCCGUGUAGUUUCGGGGACUUGCGUCAGGACAGGGUUCAGAAAGUUUACACGCAUCAUAGGGAUUUGCUAGAGCAUCGCAAAUGAAUGGACAGGAAAAAGCAUGUCUGAUGAUGGCCAAGCAAGCCGCGUUGGUGUUGGGGUCUAAUUGAUUGAUUUAUGCUCUGAU
This is a messenger RNA of Chaetomium fimeti, 1022 nucleotides long. RefSeq names its product 60S ribosomal protein L13. Gene Ontology annotation, molecular function: structural constituent of ribosome; RNA binding. Gene Ontology annotation, biological process: translation. The record is from RefSeq and is a predicted model, not a curated record. Gene Ontology annotation, cellular component: ribosome; cytosolic large ribosomal subunit. Bases 85 to 726 code for a protein of 213 amino acids. Lineage: Eukaryota; Fungi; Ascomycota; Sordariomycetes; Sordariales; Chaetomiaceae. The transcript has 6 exons.